AUGGGUUUUCGGUCUGUCGGAGUUGAUGAAGAUGACAGAGAGAUUGCCGCUGUUGAGGACGAUCCGACCGUGAAAUCUUUGAUUAAAUCGGCGUUGACCCUCGACAAGUGCGCUGUCCCCCGAAGAGCGAUGUCGCUGCACACAGCCCCCCUCUCUCCCUCUCCACUAUCUGCAUCCACAUGUAAAUUAGAUUCCUUUGUGUCAGCUGCGAUAACCAUCUCUCUACCCGGCGCCUGGGACAAACCCGAGGAAUUUUAUCACAUCCCGUUUAUUGGAACCCGACGUCGUGACAAGUUGCACUACCCUGCUCGAGCGUGCCGAAGAGGAAUGUAG
This is a messenger RNA of Nezara viridula (southern green stink bug), 333 nucleotides long. Lineage: Eukaryota; Metazoa; Arthropoda; Insecta; Hemiptera; Pentatomidae. The record is from the annotation of a GenBank genome assembly.